GUGGGAGGGAUCUCUCACGUUGUUGCGGACGUUUGAGUCGUGCAACAGUCAGAAAACUAGUUUGGUGUUACGUGAUUUUUUUUAUGUGUGUGUGUGUGUGUUUAUGUGUGUGGUCGCCGUCAUGGAGUCAGUGAAGAAACGGUGUUGCCGACCAGUGUUGUGCUUUCUGUUUUUGUUGUGUAUAAAGCUGCAGUCGAGUCUGGCCGGAGAUUGCCCGGCAGAUGGACGUACCUGGGUGCCAUUUGAAAACAGAUGUUACCACUUUGUCCACGGAGAAGAAGACAGAAUCAAAUCCUACACUUUUGAAAGAGCAAAAACCCUCUGCCAAGGAUUUGAGCUUUUGUCUGUCCAGAGUGCUGAGGAGAAUGACUUUGUCAUUAAAUAUAGCCCAAAGGUGUGGAAAGGCAAUGUCAACGUGUGGCUGGGAAUGUAUUAUGAGACAGACAGUGAUGACAUGAGGUGGUUCAACAACGACCCUGUGCAAUUCACUAACUGGGAGAACAGCUAUUCUUCACUGUCAGACCUCAUGCCCAUAGAGACAUGUGUGGCUUUGCACAGCAACACAGGGAAGUGGGAAAAUGUCAGCUGUGUGGAUGAAGUGGAGAACGGAGUGAUCUGUGAGACGAAUCAGAAGGCAGAGGAGGCCAAGCGAAAGCCCAGUGCGCUGCUGUCCGCCCUGGUCAUUCUCAGCGUGGUGGCUAUCGUGGGAGUCUCGGCAGUUAUUUGGUUCCUGCAUCAGAGGCACAGUCUUGGCUCAUCUAUCAUCACAGCGUUUGAGUACCACCCUCCAUUCCGAGUCCUGGAAACAGACCAGUCCUGCCUGGUGGAGGCUGAGGAGACUGACAGCGUGCCAUAGGAGAACUUUUUCUCUGCUCUGCAGUAGGUAGCGUCACACCCUCCUCACUGGGUGGGUGUUCCUGCAAAGAGAAAUCCACUUCAAAAAAACGAAACAAAACGAUUACAGAAGCAGUUUUGGGUUAACUCGUGUCAUUGUCAUAACUCAGAAUGACGUGGCAUGUGAUACUAACUUCUCACUGUGGCACAUAAACAUCUCACUACUUUUUUGUGAUGUGCACUAACAAGGAAUCAUCUGUGCAUUUUCAUCAGUAACUGUAACCCACUCUACAUGUCAUUUGUGAUUUGAUGUAACAUUGGGUUAUUAUCAGGCA
Molecule: messenger RNA, 1169 nt
Organism: Scatophagus argus
Lineage: Eukaryota; Metazoa; Chordata; Actinopteri; Scatophagidae
Gene: cd302
Product: CD302 molecule
Exons: 6
Coding region: 104-856 (250 amino acids)
Molecular function (GO): signaling receptor activity
Source: RefSeq, a predicted model, not a curated record